GGGGCGCGGCGCGGCACGCUCCCUCGGGGUCCCAGCGGGCGGGCACUCGGGCGGCCGCGGCGCGAUGGAGGCGCCGGCCGAGUUGCUGGCCGCGCUACCCGCGCUGGCCACCGCGCUGGCGCUGCUGCUUGCCUGGCUGCUGGUGAGGCGCGGGGCGGCCGCGAGCCCCGACACCCCGGAGCCCGCGCCCCCGGAGUCCACGACCCCGGCCGAGGCAAGCGGGACGCCCGCGCCGCUCGGCCCCUGCGCGGCGGAGCCGGCGGCCGCGCCCGAGGGGCCGGGGGAGCCCACGCCGCCGGACGAAUCCGCGCCGCCGGAAGAGUCCGCGGCGGCGCCGGCGGAGGCGGAGGAGCAGGCCGCCGAGGAGAGGCAGAGGAGCAGGAGCUGGAUGGCGUGGAGGGUCCACCCCUGGCAGGGCCUGAGGAAGAAGACGUUCCCCGACCAGGGAUCGAACCCGAAUCAGCGCCCCCUGCAGUGGAAGCGCGGAGUCUUAACCACUGGACCACCAGGGAAGUCCCUGCUUUGCUCUUUUGGCCUUUGCUUUUCCAUUUAUACAAUGCGGAGAGGCCUUCUCCUUCAAAUACAGCCCCGGGAAGCUGAGGGGAAACCAGUACAAGAAGAUGAUGACCAAGGAGGAACUGGAGGAGGAACAGAGAGUUCAGAAAGAACAGCUGGCUGCCAUCUUCAAGCUCAUGAAGGACAACAAGGAAACAUUUGGCGAGAUGUCAGAUGGCGAUGUGCAGGAGCAGCUCCGGCUCUACGACAUGUAGGGGCCUCCACCCGGCAAGACGCCGCGACGGCUGGGCCGUGACUCUACCCCGACCCGGGACCCAAGCCCGUGCCAUUCUCAGACUUUUGUAGGCUUCAUUUUAUCUUAUAUACAUAGAUGUAGAGGUAGAUCAUAUACAGAGUUGCUCAGUUCUUGCAAUUUAGAUAUCAUGUCACAGGAAUCAGGACUGUUGUCUUCAGAGAAGAAAAAUCCCUGACUUGUUUGGCUUCUGCCUGCUGGUGAGCUUCCAGCUGUCACAUGGGCUCCCCUCCGAGGCUGUCAUCUGAUCCAAAUUAGACCUUCCGUGCAGACCCUGAGCAGGCAGCGGCCCAGAAGGGCUGGCUCGAAGCCUCAGCAUCCCCAGCACAUGGUGUGGAAAGGAUUCAGGGGUGCUGUGGGAUGAGUAUCAGGUCCCACUGCCCAAGCAUCCAGUCUAAUAACACUAUACCUUCUUCUUCCUUAGAAGGAUUUCUGGACACUUCUGUAACUGUAUGGAAGCAAGCAGUAGGGGAGCAUCCCUAAAAAGCAAAAAGUCUGAUUCAAAGACUCACCUUUGAUCCUGGACCAAAGCAACAGUAUCAGAGUUAAGACCCUCUAAGUUUCUCUUAUUUAAGCGUGAGACUUACUUUAUAUAUAAUUAAGACUUCUAUGAGUGCUUAUCACACACCUAGACCUGUGCUAGACACUGUCAAUGGAAAUAAAAUACACAACACAGUCCUACCUUUAGAGAUUAAAGUUGUGUGGAGGGGAAUUCCCUGGCGGUCCAGUGGCUAGGACUCGGCGCUUUCACUGCUGAGGGUACGGGUUCAAUCCCUGGUUGGGGAACUAAGAAGCUGCAAGCCGUGGUGCGGCCAAAAAUAAAUAAAUACAUAAAAAUAAAGUCCUUUGGAGAAGCCAGGCAUGUGUACAGGAAAAGAGAACCUCACAAGUCAGCAUUCAAUAAAAUGCCAAAAUGACCUCACAGAGAGAGUCUGGGCCACCUUAGCACAUCAGUAAAGUUCAGUGAGUCAGUGAGUAAAUGACGACGGAAAUAACAGCGAUUCUUCCGUUCUGCCCAGGUCCUGUAUCUGAUCACCCCACUGGCAGAAAAAUUCGUAGCAAGCUGAAUUUAGGAGGGUACGCUAAAGGGACAACCUAAGAAAGUUCUUGAGAAUAUUUUUUAUUUGCUGAAAUAAAACUAAACACACGAAAUUAAAAGAAGCAGUGGCGUUUUACGUACCACAAUUUAAUAAUUAUCACGGGAUCACAGUGAACCUUCUUUCAUCCUCUCUUGCUUGUUAGGGUUUUUCCCAGGCCUCCCCCCACCCCCACAUCACUGUAACUGCUUUUGCUUCUUUGCUGACAAUCCAUAGCAGGAGGGUCUGAUCUGUGUGUCUGUUGUUAUAUCCAAAUGUCAGUUCUUUUUUUCUUUUUUUAAAAAAUAUUUUUAUCUUUUUUGUUACUGCUUUUUAAAAAUGUUAUGAUUUAAGUAUCGUUUGUUCCGUCUCUCAGGUCCCAAGGACCCCCCUGCGUUGUUUUUUA
Molecule: messenger RNA, 2290 nt
Organism: Balaenoptera acutorostrata (minke whale)
Lineage: Eukaryota; Metazoa; Chordata; Mammalia; Artiodactyla; Balaenopteridae
Gene: MXRA7
Product: matrix remodeling associated 7
Exons: 5
Coding region: 65-811 (248 amino acids)
Source: RefSeq, a predicted model, not a curated record